Molecule: messenger RNA, 501 nt
Organism: Arachis ipaensis
Lineage: Eukaryota; Viridiplantae; Streptophyta; Magnoliopsida; Fabales; Fabaceae
Source: RefSeq, a predicted model, not a curated record
AUGGUGGUUUUCAUAGAUGACAUCUUAGUUUAUUAUAAGACGGCAAAGGAGCAUGAGGAACACUUGAGGAUUGUGUUGCAGAUCUUAAAGGAGCAGAAAUUGUAUGCUAAGUUGUCGAAGUGUGAGUUCUCGAAGGAAGAAGUAAAGUUCUUAGGUCAUGUGGUGAGAAAGGGAGGAAUAGCCGUAGAUCCUUCGAAAGUAGAGACGGUGAUGGAAUGGGAAAGACCAACGACGGUGACGGAAGUUAGGAGCUUCUUGGGCUUAGCCGGAUAUUACCAGAGAUUCAUUGAAGGAUUUUCCUGGAUUGCACUACCAAUGCUUAAGUUGACAAGGAAAGAGGUGCCGUUUGUGUGGACGUCAGAGUGUGAAGAAAGUUUUCAAACUUUAAAGCAGAAGUUAACUUCAGCACCUGUUUUGAUCUUACCAGAAUCGCACAAACCGUUUGAAGUAUAUUGUGAUACUUCUUUGAAGGGUUUGGGUUGCGUGCUGAUGCAACACUGA